CCCCGACCAGAAGAGAGUGAACCCAAUCUGACAGUUUUCCUCUCUCUUCUUUGGUUUCUGUUUCUUGUCGCUUUUCAGCUUCCUAUAACAUGAAGUUGUGAAUAAUUAUUGUUUAAAACGUUUCCACUGUUCGGAAAACCCGGACAUCUUCCAUCGGGUUCACGGCAGUUACUUCCCGGUGUUUAGCUUGUGUGGUUGGACCGGGGAGAGCCUGCAGAGAUGUCCGACAACGGUGGCUCGGCUGUCGGCCUCCUAUCCUAUGAGACGCUGGUUCAUGCUGUGGCAGGUGCAAUGGGGAGUGUGACAGCUAUGACCGUCUUCUUUCCUCUGGACACGGCCAAAAGCAGACUCCAGGUGGAUGAGAAGAGAAAGUCGAACUCAACUCCAGUCAUUCUGGCUGAGAUAGCAAAGGAAGAAGGCUUUCUGUCACUGUACAGAGGUUGGUUCCCAGUUAUCUCCAGCCUUUGCUGCUCCAAUUUUGUCUACUUCUACACGUUUAACUCGCUGAAGAAGCUGAUUGCAUCUGGUCCAGGCCAGUCCAGUCCUGGGAAAGACUUGCUCAUUGGAAUUGUGUCAGGAGUGGUGAAUGUGAUCCUGACCACUCCCAUGUGGGUGGUCAACACUCGACUGAAGAUGCAGGGGGUAAAGUUCAGAAACGAAGACCUCCACCAGACUCACUAUAGAGGCAUAUUUGAUGCUUUCUCACAGAUCAUAGCCAACGAGGGGGUGGGAACUCUGUGGAACGGCACUUUGCCCUCUCUCGUCCUCGUACUCAACCCUGCUGUGCAGUUCAUGAUUUAUGAGGCCAUGAAGAGGAAGGCAGGCAGAGGAGGGAGGAAGAUAUCCUCAGCAAAGAUUUUUCUCAUUGGCGCCAUUGCCAAGGCCAUCGCUACCACUGCCACGUAUCCUCUGCAAACAGUUCAGGCCAUACUGAGGUUUGGCCAGUAUAAAAGUGACGCCAAGGGUGGUGGUGUGAUGGGGAGCCUUUCUAACAUUUUGUUCCUGCUCAUGGACCGGAUCAAGAAGCACGGCGCCCUCGGUUUGUACAAAGGCCUGGAGGCCAAGCUGCUACAGACGGUACUGACGGCUGCCCUCAUGUUUGUUGUGUAUGAGAAGAUCGCUGCAGUGACCUUCAGAAUCAUGGGCAUGAACAAGAAACUGAAGCACUGAA
This is a messenger RNA of Pelmatolapia mariae (spotted tilapia), 1171 nucleotides long. RefSeq names its product solute carrier family 25 member 17-like (gene slc25a17l). Bases 220 to 1170 code for a protein of 316 amino acids. Lineage: Eukaryota; Metazoa; Chordata; Actinopteri; Cichliformes; Cichlidae. Gene Ontology annotation, biological process: transport. The record is from RefSeq and is a predicted model, not a curated record. Gene Ontology annotation, cellular component: peroxisomal membrane. The transcript has 9 exons. Gene Ontology annotation, molecular function: NAD transmembrane transporter activity; coenzyme A transmembrane transporter activity; FMN transmembrane transporter activity.